Staurois parvus is the source of this 438-nucleotide messenger RNA. The record is from the annotation of a GenBank genome assembly. Lineage: Eukaryota; Metazoa; Chordata; Amphibia; Anura; Ranidae.
GUGGGAGGAAACUGGAGUAGCCGGAGGAAACCCACGCAGGCACAGGGAGAACAUGCAAACUCCAGGCAGGUGGUACUGUGGUCGGGAUUUGAACCAGCGACCCUAGUACUGCCAGCAGGGCAGAGGACAGGGGUCACUGCUGGCAGGGCAGAGGACAGGGGUCACUGCUGGCAAGGCAGAGGACAGCAGUCACUGCUGGCAGGGCAGAAGGCAGGGGUCACUGCUGGCAGGGCAGAGGACAGAGGUCACUGCUGGCAGGGCAGAGGACAGAGGUCACUGCUGGCAGGGCAGAGGACAGGGGUCACUAAUGGCAGGGCAGAGGACAGGGGUCACUGCUGGCAGGGCAGAAGACAGAGGUCACUGCUGGCAGGGCAGAGGACAGGGGUCACUGCUGGCAGGGCAGAGGACAGGGGUCACUGCUGGCACGGCAGAAGACAG